AACCGAGGACCUUUUCUGGGGGAGCAAUUGCUCCAAAUUACUACACUAGUAGGUCUUUUGCCUGUAAAAACUUGUUAAAAUGAAAGAAUCUACACAAUGGAAGUGGGAAGGUUACCAAUCUCAGCAUCACAGAGAGGCAAACUGAUAUCAGCAGGCUAUACCACUCUCGCUUCGCUCUCAUCUCUCUCUUCCUCCGACCUUGCUCGAGAUCUAAAAAUUCCAGAGAGUGAAGCUUUUGAAAUCCUGAAGGUUGCAUCACACGACUGUAGGUUGGACCAACCAGAUAAAAGUAAUGGCAUUUUCACUGGUGCACAAACUGCUUGGGAAAUGCUCCAUGAGGAGCAAUUAUUUCCACGCAUCACGACAUCUUGUGCUGAUCUAGAUAACAUCCUUGGUGGGGGAAUUAAUUGCAAAGAAGUUACCGAAAUUGGUGGAGUACCGGGCAUCGGUAAAACACAGCUGGGCAUUCAACUUGCAGUGAACGUGCAAAUUCCAGUUGAUUUUGGUGGCCUAGGUGGAAAGGCAGUAUAUAUUGAUACGGAAGGCAGCUUUAUGGUGGAGCGGGCUCUACAAAUUGCCGAAGCUUCUGUAGUGGACAUGUCACAUUACAAUGAGCUUCUGUGGAAGGAACUUCGAACUUGCCAAGUUGAAAUUCAGCCUACUGAUAUCUUGAAAAACAUUUUUUAUUUCCGCAUCUGCAGUUAUACGGAGCAGAUUGCCCUGAUAAAUCACUUAGACAAAUUCAUCUUGGAGCAUAAAGAUGUUAAGAUUGUGAUUAUUGAUAGUGUUACUUUUCACUUCCGCCAAGAUUUUGAGGACUUGGCUCUCAGGACACGGUUACUUGGUGGAAUGGCUUUAAAGUUGAUGAACCUUGCAAAUAAAUAUAAUCUGGCGGUUGUCAUAUUCAAUCAAGUGACCACUAAGCAUAAAGAAGGUUCAUUCCAAUUAAGUCUUGCAUUGGGUGAUAGCUGGUCACAUUGUUGCACAAACCGAGUCAUACUGUAUUGGAACGGUGAUGAACGAAAUGCACACAUAGACAAGUCGCCUUCUCUGAAAUCAGCAUCAGCUCCAUUUUCUGUGACCAGGAAAGGGAUUAGGAAUUCUGCUUCAAACCAUAAGCGAAUCAAAUUGAUGUAAGAUUUUGAAUUAGAUGAAGUCUAUGCAAUGUUUCAUAUUAUUUAUAUUGUAUGCAGCAUGCCUAUUCCAUGUGUACCUUCUGUGUUGUAAGGGAACUAUAAGAAACAUUGCUUAGACUAAAUUUAUGCUCCCAUUUUAUUA
Molecule: messenger RNA, 1278 nt
Organism: Prunus persica (peach)
Lineage: Eukaryota; Viridiplantae; Streptophyta; Magnoliopsida; Rosales; Rosaceae
Product: DNA repair protein RAD51 homolog 3
Exons: 10
Coding region: 97-1137 (346 amino acids)
Biological process (GO): reciprocal meiotic recombination; DNA repair; meiotic DNA recombinase assembly
Cellular component (GO): replication fork; Rad51B-Rad51C-Rad51D-XRCC2 complex; Rad51C-XRCC3 complex
Molecular function (GO): ATP binding; ATP-dependent DNA damage sensor activity; crossover junction DNA endonuclease activity
Source: RefSeq, a predicted model, not a curated record